AUGCACAAACUACUUCUAACCCUCUUUAUUAUCAGUACUGUCGUUACAUGCAUUGUCCAAACUUCGCAACAACAAGCAACCCAGCAACUAUUGCGGCAUUUUGGUCUUUCAGUAAAGAGUCCUAACCUGACUAUAGAGCUAGAUAAGCCCGAGCUAGGCAAAACCCAUGAGAUUCUAUAUCUGUUUGACAAUCCCACGAAGCAAGGACUAUUCCUAAAGAGACUAACAAAGAUUACUUUGUGCAGCACAACAUCUGACAAGCUCCCCGACUCAAUUAUUCUUCUCUCUUUAGCUAUAUUACUUCGAACUGAGAAGAUAACGCAGCUAACCAUCAACAAUUUAUUCAUCGGAGAGAACCUCAGCUAUAACACCCCCGACACCAAUCCAUUAAGCAGUCUCGUAUUCCGGAUUGCUUUUAUCAAAUCAUCGGAAAACCUCAUCCGCUUUGUUCUAGCUACUUAUUGCUUUGACAAGGAAGCAAUUAUAGAUAUAGACAAGACUCAUCUAUUCAGUGACAGUACUCUUGAUCUUCUCCUAACCCAUCGAACCAGGCGGUUUAAACUAGCACUUCAAUCACUUGAUAGUUUUCUCUCGGUGCCCAAAGUUGCCAGUCAAAUAGAUAUCGUCACUAAGUCAACCAGCACCGCCAACUACAAUAUAUUCGAAGCCAAAAUGUCCAUUCAGGUCUUUCUAGCCCACAAGUUCUUGCAAGCUAUACUUGACUUUAUAUUUGAAUGCAACGACCGCCUAGCUUUUGAUAGUAUAAACCGCAUCGAUCUAACCGAAAUACGGACCUUAAAAAUAGAGAUCGAUGGAGACACCCACCAUUUAUUAAGUCAAGACAUAGUCCAAGCCAACACACAACCUGCGGCCAUCACAACUUUUAAAAGCAUUAUAUUACUACAAUACCACCACAACUUCAACCAUCUUCUAUCUCCAAAGCUUUUAGGCGAGCUGAUCACUUGGGUAUAUAUUACUUUCCCUAAUGCCGAUAAAAUAGAACACUACAAGCCUAACAUUUAUCGAAGCAUGCACAAGCAACUAACCAACACACCUAUUUUUGUACAUGGUUUUCCUAACGACACCGUAGUCCGUACACUCAGCCUUUUCAAUAUUGACGAAACCGGCCGCCGGCCCACCAUAGCAAAGCACAACCAAGCGAGCCCACUUCAACGCGACUUUCUCAAUCAUUUCGAGAUCAAGCAUAUCUUUAUUCCCGAACCCACACCCACACCCACGCCCAACUCCAACCCAGCAAUCGCACCCAGCGACCCAGCACCAACCAAACCCACAUUACCCCUCCACCCAUCCGCAUUUGUCUUCUCCAAUGGUCUCAUCCAGCGACUAUUACUUUCUUCCCAGAACUCGGCACUCUACCAUCAGUUCUUCGAACGUUUCCCUAGUUUAGCGCUAAUCCAUGCUCUAACUCGCCUGCGCCAAGCCAAACACUACUACCACUAUAACGAAGCUGCCAUCACUAACUAUGCCACAAGUGCUUGCAGUAUCUGUGCGUGGGAAAAUCGCAAUGGCUCAGAACUCCUUCUUUCCCACCUCAGUCAAUUUGUCGUCCUUCCUUGUGGAUGCUAUGUUUGCCCCAUGUGUCUAAGCAACCAUCUCUUAAACCUACCCAAUCACACUAAACUCAAACACUACGGCAAGCUCGAUCCAAGCACCAUCGCCAUCUAUAAACUCUAUAUUAAAGAAGACACCUCUGGCGAAUCCAUCAACGUAUCGGCCAUACAAUCCCAAGAAAUCAACUCACAAGUCAUGGUCGAAAGAAUUGAUCUAGCUACGCUGCAAUACCUAUUCUCCAUCAACAAAAACUGCGACCUAAACAGAGCCACCUAUCCACCCCUUCCUUUAUGUAUUUGCCAGGACAUUACCCCAAUCAAUAUCUUCGCUCCCGACACUCUCCAGUCCGCCCCCCAGCCUAUCCCUUCUAACCCCAUCCCAAUGCGUACAUUCAUACCUUUCGAGCCGCCUGGUAUUUGGCCAUAG
Nematocida homosporus is the source of this 1998-nucleotide messenger RNA. RefSeq lists its product as uncharacterized. The record is from RefSeq and is a predicted model, not a curated record. Lineage: Eukaryota; Fungi; Microsporidia. The transcript has a single exon. Bases 1 to 1998 code for a protein of 665 amino acids.